AGGACUGGUCUCUUUGAGGUCCGCGGCGGUAUUUCCGGAGCCUGAGUUUGAGGGGCCGGGCGGCCCGGGGGCCAAGGCCGAGAGGAACCGAGAGAGGAGGAGGAGGAGUGGGGGCGAAAGGGGCUCCCGAUGGCGGCCCGGGACUACGACCAUCUCUUCAAGCUUCUCAUCAUCGGCGACAGCGGAGUGGGGAAAAGCAGCCUCCUUCUGCGCUUUGCAGAUAACACUUUCUCAGGUAGCUACAUCACUACAAUCGGCGUGGACUUUAAGAUUCGCACAGUGGAUGUUAAUGGAGAAAAGGUGAAACUUCAGAUCUGGGACACAGCCGGUCAGGAGCGUUUCAGAACUAUCACCUCAACUUACUACCGGAACACUCACGGUGUGAUCAUUGUCUAUGAUGUUACCAACCCGGAGUCCUUUGUCAACGUCAAGAGGUGGUUGCACGAGAUCAGUCAGAACUGUGAUACCGUCACCAAGAUCCUAGUGGGCAACAAGAACGAGGACCCCUCCAGGCGGCAGGUGGAUUUCGCCGACGCGAAGCGCUUCAGCGAGCAGAUGGGGAUCUGCCUCUUCGAGACGAGCGCAAAAGAGAACACUAACGUGGAAGAGAUGUUUAACGCCGUCACCUACAUGGUCCUGAAGUGCAAGAAGGACAACUUAGCUCGACUCCACCAGCAGCAGAACGAGGUGGUGAAGAUUAACAAGCCGAAGAAAAAGCCUGGUGUCAAGAAAUGCUGCUGAUCUGGG
This is a messenger RNA of Carcharodon carcharias (great white shark), 747 nucleotides long. Its product is annotated as ras-related protein Rab-35. Bases 130 to 741 code for a protein of 203 amino acids. The transcript has 6 exons. Gene Ontology annotation, biological process: endocytic recycling. Gene Ontology annotation, cellular component: plasma membrane; endosome membrane. Lineage: Eukaryota; Metazoa; Chordata; Chondrichthyes; Lamniformes; Lamnidae. Gene Ontology annotation, molecular function: GTP binding; GTPase activity. The record is from RefSeq and is a predicted model, not a curated record.